Solanum stenotomum is the source of this 1749-nucleotide messenger RNA. RefSeq names its product probable LRR receptor-like serine/threonine-protein kinase At3g47570. Gene Ontology annotation, biological process: protein phosphorylation. The record is from RefSeq and is a predicted model, not a curated record. The coding region runs from base 374 to 1660 and encodes 428 amino acids. NCBI's taxonomy places the organism in Eukaryota, Viridiplantae, Streptophyta, Magnoliopsida, Solanales, Solanaceae. Gene Ontology annotation, molecular function: ATP binding; protein binding; protein kinase activity. The transcript has 3 exons.
UGUUAAAUGCAGUUUAAAGAAUCUUGGUGCAUUAGACUUGUCAGAAAAUCAUUUUUCUGGUUCAGUGCCCUCAUGCUUAGGGAAUGUUACUAGUUUGAGGAAACUUCAUCUCGCUAACAAUAACCUGGAUUCUAGAUUACCUUCAAGCUUGGGGAGCCUUCAAGAUCUCAUAGAAUUCGAUAUUUCGUCCAAUUUAUUGAGUGGGGAAAUUCCACUGGAGAGCGGAAACUUAAAGGCUGCAACACUCAUUGAUUUGUCAAGGAAUUAUUUUUCUGGUAAGAUUCCUAGUACUCUAGGUGGUCUAGAAAAAUUGAUUAAUCUUUCUCUAGCACAUAAUAGAUUAGAGGGGCCUAUUCCUGAAUCAUUUGGCAAAAUGUUGUCCUUGGAAUACUUGGAUUUGUCCUAUAACAAUCUUAGUGGUCAAAUUCCAAAGUCAUUAGAAGCUCUUGUGUACCUCAAAAACAUGAAUUUCUCAUUCAAUAAACUCAGUGGAGAGAUUCCCACCGGUGGUCCUUUUGCGAAUGCCACAGGUCAAUCUUUCAUGUCCAAUGAUGCACUCUGUGGUGACUCCCGUUUUAACAUUAAACCAUGCCUGACCAAAUCGGAAAAGAAGUUAAGAAGAAAAAAAGUGCUUAUAGGUUUAUAUAUGAUGUUAGGGAUUGGAUCACUCCUUGCAUUGGCUGUUGGAUAUGUGGUGUUAAGAUCGAGAAAGACAAAGAAAAAUGCAAGUCAAGAAGAUGUAACUCUGGUAAAAGGGCACGGAAGAAUUUCCUAUUAUGAACUUGAACAAGCAACAGAAGGAUUCAACGAAAGCAACUUGCUUGGUAAUGGAAGUUUCAGCACGGUCUACAAAGGGAUACUUAAGGAUGGUACCCUUUUAGCAGCAAAGGUAUUCAAUGUGCAAUUGGAGGGUGCAUUCAAAAGUUUUGACACGGAAUGUGAGAUACUCCGCAACCUUCGCCACAGAAAUCUGACCAAAGUUAUUACAAGUUGUGCAAACCUUGAUUUCAAGGCCCUGGUGUUGGAAUACAUGCCCAAUGGGACACUUGAUAAAUGGUUAUACUCCCACAACUUGUUCUUGAACUUAUUACAGAGAUUGGAUAUAAUGAUAGAUGUUGCAUCUGCAAUUGACUAUCUCCACAAUGGUCAUACAACGCCUGUGGUUCAUUGUGACUUGAAGCCAAGUAAUGUCUUGCUAGAUCAGGAAAUGGUUGGUCAUGUCAGUGAUUUUGGCAUUGCGAAAUUGCUAGGUGAAGGGGAGGCUUUUGUCCAAACAAGGACAAUUUCAACCAUUGGAUAUAUUGCUCCAGAGUAUGGACAAGAUGGAAUAGUAUCCACGAGCUGUGAUGUUUAUAGUUUUGGCACCCUGAUAAUGGAGACAUUCACAAGAAAGAGACCAAGUGAUGAAAUAUUUACCGGAGAAUUGAGCAUACAACGUUGGGUUAGUAAUUCCUUCCCAACUGGAAUUUAUAAGGUGGUGGAUUACUAUUUGGUACAGUCAGGGGAUGAACAUAUUGAUGCAAAGCUGCAAUGUUUGUUAUCUAUCAUGGAAUUAGCUUUGAGUUGCACUUUAGUGACACCUGAUGCAAGAAUUAGCAUGAAAUAUGCUCUUUCAACACUAAAAAAGAUUAGGCUACAACUUGUUAUUAGUCAGCACUAGGUGGAAUCAGACCGUAUGCUCAUGUUAUCAAAUUACCUAUGCUAGUUACGCUAAUCUUUCAAUUUUGCUCAAGUACUUAAGUGUGUUUA